Messenger RNA from Ictalurus furcatus (blue catfish), 8266 nucleotides. RefSeq names its product septin 6 (gene septin6). The transcript is spliced from 14 exons. Gene Ontology annotation, molecular function: GTPase activity; molecular adaptor activity; GTP binding. Gene Ontology annotation, cellular component: microtubule cytoskeleton; septin ring; septin complex. Gene Ontology annotation, biological process: cytoskeleton-dependent cytokinesis; cilium assembly. Bases 89 to 1618 code for a protein of 509 amino acids. The record is from RefSeq and is a predicted model, not a curated record. NCBI's taxonomy places the organism in Eukaryota, Metazoa, Chordata, Actinopteri, Siluriformes, Ictaluridae.
UCACAAACAAAGCCCAGAUCUGUCAUUUUGCGUUAUUUGGCUAAAAGUGAGGUGGCCUGUGAUGUAAGGGAGGCGUUUUUGGGAUUUGAUGAGACUCUUGAUCCAGACACGGAGUAUGGCGGCCACUGAGAUAGCCCGACAAGCGGGAGAGGGAGCACGUGCAGUGCCACUCUCUGGCCAUGUUGGCUUUGACAGCAUGCCAGACCAGCUGGUCAACAAGUCUGUUAACCAUGGCUUCUGCUUCAACAUCCUCUGCGUUGGGGAGACAGGUUUGGGAAAGUCCACUCUCAUGGACACCCUGUUCAACACCAAGUUUGAGGGCGAGCCGACUCAGCAUAACCAGCCUGGAGUGCAACUCAAGUCCAACACGUAUGAGCUGCAGGAGAGCAACGUGCGCCUUAAGCUCACCAUCGUUAACACGGUUGGCUUCGGAGACCAAAUAAACAAAGAGGACAGCUACAAAUCUAUUGUGGAGUUCAUCGACACACAGUUUGAGGCCUACCUUCAAGAAGAACUGAAGAUCAAGCGCACCCUGCACAGUUAUCACGACUCGCGCAUCCAUGCCUGUCUGUACUUCAUCGCACCCACUGGACACUCCUUAAAAUCUCUGGACCUGGUGACCAUGAAGAAGCUGGACAGUAAGGUGAAUAUCAUCCCCGUCAUUGCGAAGUCAGACGCCAUCUCAAAGAGUGAACUGGCCAAGUUCAAGAUUAAGAUUACCAGUGAGCUCGUCAGCAACGGAGUGCAGAUUUACCAGUUCCCCACUGAUGAUGAGACUGUGGCAGAGAUCAACUCCACCAUGAACGGCCAUUUGCCGUUUGCAGUAGUGGGAAGUACUGAGGAAGUGAAGAUCGGGAACAAGAUGGUGAAAGCACGGCAGUACCCAUGGGGAACUGUUCAGGUGGAAAAUGAGAACCACUGCGACUUUGUGAAGCUGAGAGAGAUGCUGAUCCGAGUGAACAUGGAGGAUCUGAGGGAGCAGACCCACACACGCCACUAUGAACUGUACCGCCGCUGCAAACUGGAGGAGAUGGGCUUUAAAGACACCGAUCCUGACAGCAAACCUUUCAGUUUGCAGGAGACUUAUGAGGCCAAAAGGAACGAGUUCAUGGGUGAGCUGCAGAAGAAAGAAGAAGAGAUGAGGCAGAUGUUUGUUCAGAGAGUGAAGGAGAAAGAGGCUGAGCUGAAGGAGGCAGAGAAGGAGCUGCAUGAAAAGUUCGACCGUCUGAAGAAGCUACACCAGGAUGAGAAGAAGAAGCUAGAAGAUAAAAAGAAGGCUCUUGAUGACGAGCUGAACAUCUUCAAGCAGAAGAAAACGGCAGCUGAACUCCUGCAGUCCCAGGCCCAGCAAGCAGGCAGCUCCACCACACUCAAGAGGGACAAAGAGAGGAAAAAAUUUCUAGGGAAAUCUCCUCAACCACCACUAAUGUGUAGCAUCCACCUGGAUGAUGCGACGGCAGCCAUAGUGCGCCCACAGAAUGCCCACCACACACCAGCUAUUAGUGGAGAGGAGAGAGUGAUUCAGAGAUGGGGAUUAUUAGGGGCCCAUGAUGGAGAAGGACCAAUGGGGGAAUUUCGCCAGGACCACUGGGGUUAUACCUCUUCUCUUUUACGAUAAGUGUCUUGGGAUUUUUAACGACCACAGAGAGUCAGGACCUCCGUUUAACGUCUCACCCGAAAGGUGGUUCUUGUUUUUACAGUAAAGUGUCCCGUCAUUAGGAUUAGCAGUAUAAUGCCCUAUACCGGGGCAGUGGGCCUCACACAGACCACAGAGUGAGUGCCCCCUGCUGGCCUCUCUAAUACAACUUCCAGCCCCAAUACAAAUACACCCAAAUACUAAUACAACCUUGAACCCCAGGAGGUCUCCCAUCCAGCUGAUUUGGCCACCUCACCAGACCAUUAUAAAGGAGGAAGACACUUGCACUGAGAAGUUAAUUCCUCAUCUGCUUGCUGCAUGCUGCAUGAGACGCCUUAAGCUGUUCAGGGUUCCUGUAGAAAGUGUUCUCCCAGCCAGCUGUGAAUGAGUUCUUCCCCCUCAGUGCUACUGAGCCAUGCUGCUCCGUUCCCCCUCCCCUCUUUUCCCUCCUCUCCCAAGCCUCAUACAUAACCACGCUGAAGAGGGAUCAUUAAUGUAAAUGGAAUCGUUGACUUAAAUGCAUUCUGUUUUCUUAUUUUUCUUUUUCGUUUCAUUAUAAGAGCCACUGUUUUUCUCUUUAUAAUGACUUGUUUUGGUUGAUCUGUAAUGCAUGACAGGUUUGCUAUUAACGUUAAUGAGUGUGACUACUGUUGUGUUAAUAGCAGGCUAAAAUGAGACUGGCAUCAGCUGGGCAUGGUUUGCUGUUCAUCAGUUACAACUAUAAUGGCUUUGUUGGUUGGGCUUAAGCGAUUCAACCAAGAAGACCCUCCCUGUACUACUUACACUAAAGGUGUGCAUCACUCUAGUAUAUUUGCUCAUUAAGAUCAUACUUGCAAUAGGUGGAAAUGAUUUGAACUUAUUUAAUUAAAUCAUUGCAGUAAUGUACACCUUUAGGACCUCAGUAGUUCUUAGUUUGGCAUGUUGUUUGUUUCAUUUUAUCCUGUUGCAUGUUAACAGAAUGUUUUCUAGUCAUCCUCUGGGUUUUUUUAUACACACCAUGAGCACGCUUAUAGGAGGUGUAUUAAGGCGAGCUUUUGCUGUGCAACAUUUUAAGUAUCAGCACCUGCUUAUAUCUGCUUCUUUAACUAUUUUGUGACACAUUAUUACAAACAUUUUGUACUUAGAGAUUUUAAACAAGUAUUGCGAAGGGAUCAAUAUUGCACAUGUCAGUGUACAAAAUAGUCUUCUAAAACAAAUAAAGGGCCGUUUUGACCAAACAUUGAAACUGUGGGCACACUCCUUGUGUACGAGUAUCAUACCAUAAAGUCUGCAUUGUACAUGUUUUACAAAUAUAAUACCACAUAUGAAAAUUUAUAUAUUAUUUUGAUUAUAGUGCUUCAAAAAAAUUCUGCAUUUGAAUAAAUUGGGCAGAUAUGUUUUUCUUUCCUGGGUGUUUGUAAACACACACAAAAAACCUUCUCAGGACUUAGAUAAAAAUGGAUCUUCAGUUCAUCGCUAGUUUUGGGCAACAUACUUUUGCUCAACUCAAAUAACUUCACAAGAGCAGAAAAAAACAUCCAAAUUUGUUUCACAGAUAUUUUCCACCAAUGCGUCAUAUCCAGUCAGUGGUCACUUUAUUCCUUAUACUUGAUUAAUAUUUUAUCAAGCUUAUAAUCACUUAAUAUAUAGGUCACGUUGUAGGUGGUUACUGACUGCAGCUGUGUACAAUUUGUUAGCGCUCUCUCUCAUCCUUCAGUGGAUAGCGACCACUGUUGGUCAGAACCUGACACUGAUUAGGGGUUAGAGGAUGAUUAACAAACUGCAUGGAAAAUUGAGCUGUAAAAUAACUGUAAAAUAGUUUGAACAAGGUGGGUGUAUAAUGCAGUGACCAGUAACAAUGUACAGCAACGCUACUGUGUCUGAUCCAGAUUCUAGCACAACCACUAAUAUACCACUGUCAGUGUCACUGCUGUGCUGAGAAUUAAACCCCAUCAAAAUAAUUCCACUGUUGUUGGGGGUCAGUGAGGCUGACAAAUUGUGUACAGAGGUGGAUGGGCUAUGGUCAGUAAUAAUAUAUUUUAAAUGCAAGUGCUCAUGAAGAAAAUUUAGGUGUUUUAUAUUAAACAGGAAAAUAAGUGUACAAUGUCUUGCGUAAAAUGAAUGACUAUUUUCUUCACAAACUUUUGUUUCCAGUUUUAACUGGAUCCUAAGUUGUUCAGAUGUGAUGCAUCAAAUUUCUUUGUACUACUAAAAUGUUACCAUAACGGUGUUUGUAUUUAAUAUAUUUCAGUUUAACAUGAACAUUUGCACAACUGCUCAUUUAUGCAGUUACUCAAUCAUGUGGCAGCAGAACAAUGCAUAAAAUCAGGCAGAUACAGCUGAAGAGCUUUAGUUAAUGUUUAUAUCAGAACGGGGAAAAAGUCUCAUCUCUGUGGCUUUAACCGUGGAAUGGUUGUUUGUACCAGACGGGCUGGUUUGAGUAUUUCAGAAACUGCUGAUCUCCUGGGGUUUUUACACACAAUAAUCUCUAGUUUACACACAAUGAUGCAAAAAACAAAAAAGCAUCUUGUGUGCAGAGGAUCUGCAGGCUGUAAUGCCUUGUUGAUGAGCGAGAUCAGAGGAGAAUGACCAGACUGUUCUGAGCUGACAGGAAGUCUAUAGCUCAAAUACUGCUCAAUUGUGCCGAGCAGAAAAGCAUCUCAGGAUGCACAGCACAUCAUACCUUGAGGUGGAUGAGCUACAACAGUAGAAGACCACACUGGGUUCCACUCCUGUCAGCUAAGAACAGGAAUCUGAGGCUAUCAUGGGCACAGACUCACCCAAACCGGACAGUUGAAGACUGGAAAAAGACCAGGUGAUUUUUUUUUUUUUUUUUUGUUCUUCUUUUUUCCCUACUAAUCUUCAACUGUCAGUUUGAGUGAGUCUGUGCCCAUGAUAGCAUAGCUGACAGGAGUGGAACCCAAUGUGGCCUUCUACUGUUGUAGCUCAUCCACCUUAAGGGUUGAUGUGUUGUGCAUUCUGAGAUGCUUUUCUGCUCACCACAGUUGUAAAGAUUGAUUGAGUUAUAUGACUAUAUCCUUCCUGGCAGCUCAAACCAAUCUGCUCAUUUUCCUCUAACCUCUCUUGUCAACAAGGCGUUUCCACCCACAAUACUGUUGCUCACUCAAUGUUACCAUUCUGUGUAAACUAUAGAGAUUGUGUGAAAGCCCCAGUAGAUUAAUUUCUGUCGUGGAAAACAAUCUUUCCAGCCUAACAAAAAACUUCAGAGACAGAUAGUUUGUAGAUGUCAAAAAGUAAUCAAACGUUAUUGAAACAAUAAAGUGAGGCAGUCUGCAGAAAGUCUGAAUUAUACACACACAAACAUGCCUUUUAUAUACUUUUCUGAAACAGUAAAUUUAUCUGUAGGUGGGGCAUUAAUCUCUUCUUUCUAAAAACAAACCAGUCUCCAUCGCCUAAUUAAUUAUUCAUGUCUACAUGAUAUCUUACAUUUGUGGCUCAUGUGCUGUCAUUUGGAUUUUUUUUUUUUAAAGGUUUUAUUGGGACAAGGUCAUUUUUUGCAGUGCAUGCGCCAUUUUCUGAAUGGUUUCAUCAGGACAGGGUUGUUACUUUGUCCCAAAAUAGAAGUCUUCUAGCUCAGUACACACUUGCAAUAUAACUUGAUUAAAAAGUGUUCUAUGGUUUUAGAUUAUGUUUCUAAAUGUUGAUUAUACAUGUAGAUUGUACUUUAUUAACAUAUCCAAAUGUAAGUUACACAUAUUGAUUACACUAUCAAUAUAUUCUAUAUUUCUGAAACACUCAAACCAGUCUGUCUGGUACCAACAUACAUGCAACGUUUAAAGUCACAGAGAUCACACUUUUUCCUCAUUUUGAUGUUUAAUGUGAACAUGAACUGAAGCUCUUGAUCUGUAUCUGCAUGAUUUUAUGCAUUGUGGUGCUGCCACAUGAUUGGCUGAUUGGAUACCUGCAUAAAUGCACAGGUGUUUGUGUUCCUAUUAAAGUGGACAGUGGGUGUAUAUUAACUAUAUUUUAAGUCUGUUACAUUGUUUUUAAAUCAAGACCAUUAAAAGGGAUGAGUGUACUGAUGGAAACAGGAUGGUCUGUUGUAUUUUGAUGAAUGGCACUCAGCAGGUGUCCCCUCUUAAAUCCUAGGAACGAUGGGUGUGAGCAGACAUGAAGUAUCGUUAUUUAAUUUGAGGCAUCGUGUGUUCUCUGGUGGGUUAUAUGUUGAAGCUGACUACACUUUUCCUGCUCACUGCUUUGUGUGUGUAUUUAUUUUCCUUUGCAGUAAUCCCUGGCUCUGCACUGAGUAGUACCUUCGCCCGCACAGCUUUGCUAAUGGACCUGACCUUGAGUUUUUGGUUAUUUGCUACUCUAAAGCCAUAGGAAGACAUUAUGGAUGCCAGCUAUUGUGGGUUUCUAAUAGAACGGCUUCCUUGUGUAUAAAAGGCUUUUUCUUUUCUUUUUCUUUUUUUGGUUACACCAACAUUUGCAAAGAAAGCUUUGUGUGCUACUAAAUCUAAUCACUUGCCUAAGGCUGUGCUUAUUUUGCUGGAAGUGUACUAUAUGCAUUGCUAUGUGACUGGUAUUCUUACCAUGUUUAGCCUCUUCAGGGAGAUCCCGAAAAUGCACUGAAUAUAUUUCAGGCUAAUUACAGUGUGUAUCAGUUCUAUCAGAAACUCUAGUUUAUGAAUAUACACAAUAUACAAACUUUCAGUGGAUUUUAAUUAAAGUUUGAAUUUAUUUUAAUAAACAGCCCACACCCAUCACCCAGAUAACUCUGAUUUUAACAGGUUUACAAUUGUUUUUCCACAGCUUAAAGACAUUAACAAGUGGGACUUCACCUGAAUUCAUGUUUGUAAACACAAUACUGAAUAUGGUAUAAAAUAUUUUGUGCUUUUGGCUGUCAGUUUUGUCAAAAAUUGUGAAAGAAUUUCAGAUUCAUUUGUGUCCUCCUUGUCCUCCCAUGGUUAGCUUAUUUCUCUUUCUGGCUGCUUGACUCUUUCUCUAACCUGCAUUUCUGUCCCUUUCUUCUAGCUUCUUUUAAAUCUCUCGUGGCCACCUGUCAGAAGAGGGGAUCGCAGAUUCCUCAAGAACUAAGCACCCAUUUCCUCUUCCUGCCUUUCACUCUGUCAGCCUUUUUAUUUUUUGGUUGUUUGUUUUUUGGAAACUUUGUUGUCUGCUCAGUUAAACAUGGUCAUAUGUGGGCUUUACAUGGUAUUUUCUGCAAGAAAUGUUCACUCUUUUCUAUUUAGGAACACCAAACAGUCCCACACUAAUAUUUUUAUAGACUUUGUGAAGAUACUGGAACCAAAGUUCUGGUAGUAAAAUAGAGCAUGAAGGGGGAAAAAAAAUAUUUAUUGUAAAAACAUCUGUUUUUAUAAAUUCAAAUAUAUAUUGCUUUUGCAUACAUAGCUUUCAUUUAUCCCCCAAUCUUUUGCAUUUACACAUCUGGGUUUCUCCUGUGAAGAUGUGUUUUUGUGUUGACUCUGACUGUGAGAUAGAAAGACCCAAAGAAAUAUUGUACAUUACCUGUUUAAUUUUAGAUUCUUAACAAUGAAACCAUGAAAUGAAUCUAUAAUUUGCUUGUAGUGCACAGUUAUUUAAGUUAGGCUGAUUUUAAGUUUGAGUUCGAUGCGAGACUCAUUUUUAACUCUCCUCUAAUUUGUUGAAUUUUAAAAGUCAUGGUUUAAAGAAGCACUUCUGAAUACCAUGUAGGUCACAUUCAGAGCCCCCUUUUUUCAUUUCAUGCUUUGCCUUAUCUAAUCAGCCUUUGCAUGUUUUAUAUGCUUCUACAGUGUAAAAGCUUUCUCUAUUAGCCUUUUUUUCUUCAUAGGUAGUUCAUACAGGUCCAUGGGCUGUUACACAUCUCUGCAGGUUUCUAUCAAAACCAUAUCCUGGAAAUACUUCACAUUUAGAUAUAUUGUUCUGGCAGUUUAAAAUAUGCAAUGGCAGACAGAUAUCCAUCCAUAUUUAUAUAUCAUUUAGGAGGAUCUAUUUUGUGUAUUGAAGUAGAAAUGUGUUGAUGAUCAAUCAUGCUGUUGGUAGGUGGUUGUUCUGGUUGUCAGACUGCAUCAUUAUCCUAGCAUCUUUCAUCAGUUACCCUCUUGCACCUGUCCUAACUCAAAAUUGUGAAAUAUUUCAUUGUGGUGAGAUUUCAUUGGUGUACAUUUUCAAUUAAAAAAAACCUGUCAGAAACUGUUGUUUAGUGAUUCAAUUAACUAUUGGAUGUAAUCUAUCUAUCUACUGGAUUUAAAACAAUAAAUACAUUAAUGGGUCUUAGCAUGCAUUCGAUUUUGGCAGUCCCACGUGUUGCUUAAAUCCAGUUAUACAAAUGUUAAUUUGUGUAACUUUGGAUAAAAACAUUAAUCAACAAAGGGUUGAUGAUCCCAAAAUGGAAUUAUUCAUUAUACUGUAUAUUAUAUAUCUUCUGGAACUUACUGUUAGAUGCUACAGAGGAAAGAACUUGACACACACUGUGGUAAGAUAUUGGCUUUUAUGAAAUCUUAUGCACAUGAACAAGCAUAUCUCUAUAACCCAUUAUGUUAAAAAAAAAAAAAAAAAACUAUUGUAUGUAUGUUUGUACAGUAUAUAAAUUGUAUAUAUUAUUUUGAUCAUUCAUUAAAAUCAGUUAAGUAGCUCUAAGGUUUUAGGUCCAAUACUUGAGAUGGUCUGAUAAACUUGUUGCCAAGG